Cuscuta europaea is the source of this 1164-nucleotide messenger RNA. NCBI's taxonomy places the organism in Eukaryota, Viridiplantae, Streptophyta, Magnoliopsida, Solanales, Convolvulaceae. The record is from the annotation of a GenBank genome assembly.
GUAAUUUCCAAAGUAACAAUCAAUCAAAACUAAUUAAAAAUACAAACAUAAACAUGGGAAUUACAUGUUUAUCAUCGGUACCAGUGAUAAGCACGAUAAUUGCCUAUAAUUUAUAUAGGUAAUUAUUAUUAUCUAUACAAAUAUUCAAAGAUGAAACAUGUAAAAAUCCCAAUUUAAGCAAAACCGCGCAAGGGCGUCAAAGAUGAAGAAACGGGAGUCAACGGGCAAAAGGGAUUGAGAACCAGCACUUCGGGGUCAACUACGGGCGUCAAACGGAGCAAAAAGUGAAAUAUUGCACAAAAGGACGAAACCGGUGCCGAUAUGCUCUUAGAACCAGCGCCAGUAUGAUGAUUGACUACCGCAAUGCAGCAACCAGUAGCUUAGUCAGCGCCGAUAAGGCCUUAUAACCGACUCCGGUUAUGCUAUUUUUACGGAUAUUCAGAAUACAAGUGUAGAACCGGGGCCGGUCAAGCCUGAAACCGGCGCCGGUUAGGUCGAAACCUGCACAAAACACAAUGACGUGCUUCAUAUGUUUGUUUGGAAAACUUCACCUUCCAUAUGAUAUGAUCAAAUAUUUCUUCCAUACCUGAUUGUUGGGCUCGAAUAGACUAAAAGAUGCUAAUCUUUAGCCUAUAUAAAGCCCCCCAAUUCAUCAAACAAGAUCAUCAAUCCUAUUUAGAGCAUAUAUUUAGUUUUUAUAUUCUAUUUUUGCAUUCUCUUGAAGUGUUGGAGAAGAAGCCAUUUCCCUCAUCUACAAUUGGUUCUAGGGCACCUCAUCCAACGUCCAGUUUUUGUAACGAAGAUGACGAUCAAAUCUUCUCCUUCUGCAUCGACUCUUCAAGCGAGCCGACUACGAAAAGCGACGAGGGAAUCACCUACGAAGAGAGACAACUACUCCUCUCCUUCUCCUUUUUUCUUGCCCGCAAACCACCAUUGCUCACUCUGUCGUUAUUUCCUCUAUCUUCAAACGUCUUCUUCAAGCCGCACCAAAUCCUUCAACGGCGGCAACGGACUUCGUAGAUCCGACGGCUACUUCAUCCCCCUGUCGUGGCAGCGAGCAGUAGUACAAAAAGGGCUUUUACAUCACUUUUUCAACAUGUGUUUUAUCAAAACCCAUGUAGAAUAGUGACAUGGGGUCAUUUUUGUAAUUUUGAUAAACUUUUU